This is a messenger RNA of Sesamum indicum (sesame), 1423 nucleotides long. Its product is annotated as L10-interacting MYB domain-containing protein. The record is from RefSeq and is a predicted model, not a curated record. NCBI's taxonomy places the organism in Eukaryota, Viridiplantae, Streptophyta, Magnoliopsida, Lamiales, Pedaliaceae.
ACUUACUCUGGGAUUUUCUGCCUGUUUUACACAUAAUCUCACUGCUCUCAAGCUAAACCUAAAAUCUCAAAUUUUCGACUGAGUCGCCGUUGUAUUGGAAUUUCGAUCUUCCGUGGGCUUCCUCCGAUGAGGAAAUUUAAUCUAUCAAGUGUAUGAGCAAAUUAAUAAGGUAUACUUUCAACUAGAUUAGUGUGAUGUGGCACACACUUGCUGAGGAGCAGAGCCAACACUUUGAUCGCAUAUGCAAGUUCUGGGGUGAAGAUCAAGCCAAGAUGGAUAUUGACGCUAAUGACCACCAAGCCAAGCAAGAGCGUUUGAGGACAAGAUGGACACCAGCUCUUGAUAAGAUUUUUGUCGACAUAGUUGUGGAGCAGAUUCAACAAGGGAACAGACCAAAUAAUGUUUUCGAUAAGAAAACGUGGAACCAGAUCCGGGAGGAAUUUAAUAGACAGACCAACCUCAGUUUCAAUAACAACCAACUGAGGAAACAUCUUGAUGUUCUGCGGACACGUUACCACAAUCUACAAUCAACUGUUAUCCAAAAUGAUGCAAUGCAGGAUCCAUGCUAUGUGGGAUUUGAUCUAUGGGAAGACAUUGGGGCACCAUCCAAGAUCGAACCAGCAAAGACCAAAGAGUGUCCUAUUUAUGAGCAACUGUGCACAAUAUUUGCAGAUACGGGCGUGGAUGGAAAAUAUGCCCAAUCUAGCCACUACGAAGAGUUGGACAAGCCUGCAGGUUUUGAUCCUUUAGGUCCAGAAGGUGUAAACCAACAUCCAAAAACUCCAUCAACAUCAAAACUCCUUGAAGGGAAUGAAUCUUCACCCCAAAACGUGACCAAGAACAUGGCUGAUAAAAAGAGAAAGCGGCCAUCAGAAGCAGGCUCGACACCUGAACAAAGCAGUUGGAAUCAAGAAUUAAGUGAUACGAUGGCAGAAGCCAUUUGGGAUAUGAUCAAUUCUUUAAAGUCACGACAAGUCACAGGGCCUCUUGUUGAUGAAAGAUUCUCAAUCAGCAGCUGCAUAAAAGCCCUGGAUGAUAUCGAAGGCAUUGAAGACAAUCUAUACUAUGCUGCCUUGGAUCUGUUCGAGAAUCCUAGUUUUAGGGAGAUGUUCAUUUCACUCAAUAGCAGUUAUGUCCGCUUAACAUGGUUGCAGGGAAAGUGUGGCAGUUAUACCCAUUAUAGCAAUUGACAUAUAGGUCUUCAUAUGUUUAGUAGUACAGGUUUUGACGGAGGGGAUCAGUUGCUGGUAAAUUGUAGCUAGUCUUUUGGCACAUGAGGGUGGAAAGCAGUAAUAUGUUUUAGGGAUCAAAAUAAACACAAGUAUAUAGCAUCGCUACACCUUCAGGUGGUUUUUGGAAAUGUUUAGGUCAUGAUUCAUGUAGAUAACAUAUGUUUGAUCAGAAUGUACCGUGUUGUAGUUCU